This is a messenger RNA of Drosophila subobscura, 1926 nucleotides long. RefSeq lists its product as uncharacterized. The transcript has 2 exons. The record is from RefSeq and is a predicted model, not a curated record. NCBI's taxonomy places the organism in Eukaryota, Metazoa, Arthropoda, Insecta, Diptera, Drosophilidae. The coding region runs from base 47 to 1876 and encodes 609 amino acids.
AUUAUUUGUAGAGAUUUUCUCGGAUUAAAAUAGACACACAGAAAUAAUGGCCACGAAUCCUCCGCCAGUUGCUCCUCGAAGCAAGCGUCAGAAAGCUGGUGCCUGCUGUCCGCCACCAGCCUGUUGUGCGCCCACUCCGACACGCGAACGCUUUGCUCACGUGCCGGACUUCAGUCCCUGCUCGACGCAAAUGUGCAAAUACUUUGGCGGCCACGAUGAUCCCUUCUAUCCUCCCUUCGAUCCCAAGGAAUGUGCGCGCAUGCGUCGCGGCGACUAUGACAGGUCCUUGGGCUAUCCCAUUGGUGUGGUGGCCAGCAGUUUUACGGUCAGAACGGGCAUUGCCAAUCAGGAGAGCGUACGCUUUGCGGGCAAUCUCAAGGGUUUCGCGCACAGCUACUACACCCGACGGGACGAAUGGCAGCCGGAGAUGAUCGAUCAGAUUGUCGCCGAGGGUCAGGUGCUGUUCAACGAUUCGGCGGGAAUGGACAAUGCCAAUGAAUCGGUGAAUCCCGAGAUCUAUGACGAGAAUGAGCAGCGUGUCACGCGUCACUUCAAAAUCAAUGAAAUCGAAUUCGCCAUGGAGCUGGAGGCGGCCAUCGAGAUGCCUGGCUAUCCGAACAUCCUCCGAAAUCUGCGCCGGAUCAUGCGUGAGUUCUUCAAGCAUGUGAAAUAUGGCAUCUUCUGGACACCCAAUUGGUAUCUGUUGAUCUGGAAGGAGAAGGGCAUUUGGAUGGUUCUCGAUCUCAAUGGGCGCGACACAGAAACCCUCAAAGCGAAUCAUGACAACGGCUACCCUGUGCUCUUGGCCUUCAAGUCGCUGGAUAAUGUCAUUUGGCUGAUCAAAAAGGAGAGUAAUCUCGACAAGAAUGACAAGUUCACGCUGCGAGAGAUCAUUGUGGUGCGUCUGGUCACGCCAGGGCUCGAGGGGCGCUCCUACGAUCGGGAACAUGGCGUACGAAUGAGCGAAUUUGAUGUGAUUGCCUCGGACUACGCGUAUGUCCUGUCGAAUCUACAUCUCACGCUCAAUCCAAAGGAUGCGCUGCGCAACCGCAGUGCCCUACCGGUGGCCGUGGCCUCUGCUUUGGCCUCGAAAAUCGAUCAUCCCGCCACAUGGGAUCAGAAAAUGUACGACAAGGUCAUGUGCUAUGGCGUCAACAUGUGCAAAAAUUGCUGGGAGCCCUGCCACGAUCUGAAUCAACCCAUGGACCUCGACUCGUUUCCCCGGCAGAUCCGCAUGGGACAGUUUGUGGCCGAAAUUCUGCUCUCGCCGAACAUCUUUGAGGGGUGGUGGAAGUGCGUCCCGAUGUACAAAUUCAACGACUUUCAUCUGAUGCUGGAGAAGGCCCUGGAGCAGAAUGACUACGUCAUCUUUCAGAUCAACAAUCAGAUGUACUCGCUGUGGAAGAAGGGGGACUUCAUCUAUCUAAUGGAUCCCUAUCGGCAUCACAUUGUGGGGCGCAUACUGGAGGAGGGCGAGGACCCGAAGAGCGCCUCUGUGCGCAUGUUCGGCAACAUUGAUCGCCUGCUGAGUGUCUUCCAUCAGAUACUCCUGGAGUCGAAUCGUUCGGCCAUCUUUCACAUUCACGGCCUAAAGAUUCGCAACAUCACAGAGUGUCCGCCGGGCACAGCGCCCGCUCUGCUGGCCCCCGAUCAGGAUGUGGAGGUGGCUUCGCUCAAUGAGAACAUUCGCUUUGAUGAGAACUACGACAAGUGCAUGGAGGAGCUGGGCGAGAUUAGUGACUAUGAGGAGGAUCUGGCCUCCGAGAUUGAGCCCAUUGUGGAGAUUAGCUCAUCGGAGGAGAUGGUCGAAGAGGAGGAGGGCGGUGAGGAGGCAGCUGGCGGCGAGGGAGAUGAGGGCGACGAGGAUGAGGAUUAGAAUUUGAACUAUAAAUUAUUUGUAAGACAUUUUGAUGCAUAAAUUGAAGU